UCAUGCAGGCUGCAGGGUGCUGCUGCAGCCGCUGUCACUCACCCUGCAUAGAAAUCCACAGGACUACCUGACACUAUGGGAAAUCCAAAGAAAAAGACUUUCCCGGCUGAAGAACACGGAGGAAACAAGGGCAGUGCUGUACGAUGUCCAUCUCCUUCUCCUGUCGUCUAAUGGAAUACCUUUACGGUAUUAAAUGACAAAAUCCAGAUGGGGUGCACGUGCUGCAAAAUGCUGGAGAGACCCGAACCAGGCGAACGACAGCUAAAAGGAUAUGUCAAUGAAGCACACAGUUUCAAUGAGUACGACCGCUCAAAGCUACCAACAGUGAAGAUUAGUGAUCUUGUGCAUGAAGAGCCCAACAGAUUCAUUGAUUCACAUGAUCUCUUCAACGGAACUGAAAAGACUAAUCAUAAACACGAUACGCCUGUUACAAAUGGACCGUCAACGAUAGCUUCUCAAUGCCCUAUUUUAAAUAACAACACAAUAGGAGAAACCAAAGAAUAUGAAAAUUACUCCACAGAGACUGAUUCCUCAAAAGGAAACUCCGAAGGGCGAGAAUCCAUUGAACAUGCAUCUCCAUGUGAAAAUAAUUCCUUUUGUGAAAACGUCAUAAGCAUUGUAAAUUCUGACUUACUGCUAAACCCCUAUGAUGUCACUGCUGAUUCUGACACUCCGAAUGCACACGCUGAUGAUGAUAAAGACCACAUCCUGGAAACACCAAACGAGCCUUCUUUAGUAGCUCACCUAAUCCAGAGAAUUUCAUCGAGGGUUUCAAAAAUAGGCUUAGAAAAUGAGAAACAAAAUGAGGAGACAUCCCAAUACGAGGAGCUCCAUCCAGAUGUGGCCGAGGCUUUAGCAGUUCUUGAUUCUGUUAUUGAGCAGUUCGAAAAUGAAAAACUGGAAAUUUAAAUCAAAUUUCAUCUUAUUGAACUUAUUCCAAGAUUUCUCCAGAGACGCAACCAGGAAUAUUCUGCUAGAAAACUUUGAACAUUUUAGAACAAAGUGAAUGAAAGAAGAAUUAUGUUGCACUGCUAAUUAUUUUAAUAUAAAAUACAUUGCAGACUAAAACAUAUAAUUUAAUAUAAAAUAUUGUAUACCACUGGCUGGUAGACACAUGCUGUUUUUGCUGUAUUUAAUGUACUGGUAUUUGUAUUUAUAUAAGCGAUUCACAAUUUUAAUGGUCUUGAAA
Messenger RNA from Spea bombifrons (plains spadefoot toad), 1189 nucleotides. RefSeq lists its product as uncharacterized. The record is from RefSeq and is a predicted model, not a curated record. Lineage: Eukaryota; Metazoa; Chordata; Amphibia; Anura; Pelobatidae. The transcript is spliced from 4 exons. Bases 208 to 909 code for a protein of 233 amino acids.